AUGAAAUAUCCAGUACAAGGACGUCCUCUGAUACUAUUCACAGCUUCCAGUGACGUCGCUAUUGGAGCACUCCUCUCCCAGGAGGAUGAAGAAGGCAUUGAACGUCCAAUCUAUUACUUCAGUCGAACAAUGAGGGAUGAUCAACUCCGGUACCCGAAGGCUGAAAGGACGUGUCUAGCAUUGGUACACGCGAUCCAGAGGUUCAAAUAUUAUCUACUAUCAAACAGGGUCGUGCUGGUAGCCAAAGCCGAUCCCAUAAAGUUCUUACUGUCGAAACCUGCUUUAAUUGGAAGACCAGCGAAGUGGCUACUUCAAAUGUCGGAAUUUGACGUAGCAUGUGUUCCUCCAAAAGCAAUCAAAGGACAAACAGUCGCAGAUUUACUUGCCGCUUUCCUUGGAGAAGAUAUCACGAUGUUACAUGAAGAAGUGCCCGGUGAGUUUCCAGAGAUCUCAAUUAUUCAGGAAGAAACGUUGCUAUUAUACCUCGAUGGGUCUGCCACUCCGAGAAAUGAUACUGGUGGAGCAGGUAUUGUGCUGCUUGCUCAAGUCGAAGAUACUCAAUCGAACGAUUGGCGAGCGCCCAUUAUUCAUGAAUUGAGAAAUUCUCUCACGGAAGGAAAAGUUAGUCUCAAGGAACUUAAAAACUUUUUCCUGUUGCACGGAGCGUUAUAUUACCGCAACCCUGAUGGAUCCCUGUCACGAUGCCUUGGAGAAGAGGAAGCCGGCGAACAACUCAAGUGCAUACAUGAAGAAAUAUGUGGGCAUACCCUAGUGGUUACACUUUAUAGAAGGCUUCAAAGACUCGGAUACAAUUGGCCUUCCAUGGAGGCUCAGUCGAGGAUGCUACAAGGAUCAUGUCCCAACUGUCAGACACCACCUCAUCAUCUGGAGGUUCUAACAAUCCAUCACACUGGGAACUGGAGAGAACCUUACAUAAAGUAUCUUCACGACAACGAUCUUCCAUCAGAGAAGAAAGUAGCAGUCAAACUCGUUCAGAGGGCCAAGCGUUUUGUCUACUUGGAAGGGAUUUUAUACCGCAAAAUAUUUGGUGGAAACCUCCUGAGAUGCCUGGCUGAACAUGAAAUUCUUACAAUCCUGAAGGAGAUGCACGAAUGUGAACACCAAGGAAAGAAGAAGUUAUUUCUCCAAAUUCAUGAGAUUUAUUAUUGGACAACCAUGGAAGAUGAUGCAGCCGCUUAUGUUCGGAGAUAUCAUCAAUGCCAAGAUCACGACAAUCUCAUUCACACUCCUUGUCUCCCAUUAAAUUCUGUGAGCAGUCCAUGGCCCUUCUACAACUGA
Papaver somniferum (opium poppy) is the source of this 1299-nucleotide messenger RNA. RefSeq lists its product as uncharacterized. The transcript has 2 exons. Lineage: Eukaryota; Viridiplantae; Streptophyta; Magnoliopsida; Ranunculales; Papaveraceae. Bases 1 to 1299 code for a protein of 432 amino acids. The record is from RefSeq and is a predicted model, not a curated record.